Messenger RNA from Parastagonospora nodorum SN15, 2238 nucleotides. RefSeq lists its product as hypothetical. Gene Ontology annotation, cellular component: cytoplasm; nucleoplasm; nucleus. Gene Ontology annotation, molecular function: protein binding; nuclear import signal receptor activity. The transcript is spliced from 3 exons. Bases 305 to 1720 code for a protein of 471 amino acids. The record is from RefSeq and is a predicted model, not a curated record. NCBI's taxonomy places the organism in Eukaryota, Fungi, Ascomycota, Dothideomycetes, Pleosporales, Phaeosphaeriaceae. Gene Ontology annotation, biological process: NLS-bearing protein import into nucleus.
CCUCCUCAUCUGACUCUCUCCACCCGCCUGUCAACCAGAGUCGCCGCAAGCAUGGCUGACAAGUACAUCCCCGAGCAUCGCCGCACCGCCUUCAAGGCCAAGAGCGCCUUUAAGCCGGACGAACUCCGCCGCCGCCGCGAGGAGCAGCAAGUCGAGAUCCGCCGGGCAAAGCGAGAGGAAAACCUCGCAAAGCGCCGCGGUAUCUCUGGUAGAGACCAGCCGGGCGCCUCGCUCGGAGCCGCGCCCGACAGCGACGAUGAGGGCGGAAACAUCGAGAGCCAGUUGAACGAAGAGCUCCUCCCAGAUGGUCAAGGGCGUCUUUUCCGAGCAGAUUGAUGAGCAGAUCCAGGCGACGACAAAAUUCCGCAAGCUCCUGUCCAAGGAGCGCAACCCGCCCAUUGAGCGCGUUAUCGAGACGGGCGUCGUGAGCCGGUUUGUCGAGUUCCUCCGCUCCCCGCACACGCUCGUGCAGUUUGAGGCCGCAUGGGCGCUCACCAACAUUGCCUCGGGCUCCGCACAACAGACACAGGUCGUCAUCGAGGCCGGUGCCGUCCCUAUUUUCGUCGAGUUGCUCAGCAGCCACGAGCCAGAUGUCCGGGAGCAGGCCGUGUGGGCCCUGGGUAACAUUGCCGGUGACAGCCCCGCAUGUCGCGACUUCGUGCUGCAAGCUGGCGCACUCCGCCCGCUGCUGGCUCUCUUGGGCGACAGCCGCAAGCUGAGCAUGCUCCGAAAUGCCACUUGGACCCUGAGCAACUUCUGCCGUGGCAAGACCCCGCAGCCCGACUGGCAAACUAUCCAACCCGCCCUCCCCGUCCUUGCUAAGCUCGUAUACUCCCUCGACGACGAGGUGCUCAUCGACGCCUGCUGGGCCAUCUCCUACCUCUCGGAUGGCUCCAACGACAAGAUCCAGGCCGUUAUCGAGGCCGGCAUUCCCCGCCGUCUCGUGGAGCUGCUGAUGCACGCCUCCACAUCCGUCCAGACUCCUGCCCUUCGAUCCGUCGGCAACAUUGUCACCGGUGACGAUGUCCAGACCCAGGUCAUCAUCAACUGCGGAUCGCUCCCCGCUCUGCUUUCGCUGCUGAGCUCCACUAAGGAUGGUAUCCGCAAGGAGGCGUGCUGGACCAUCUCCAACGUGACUGCUGGCAACUCCACACAGAUCCAGGCCGUCAUCGACGCCAACAUUAUCCCGCCCCUGAUCCACCUUCUCCAGAACGGCGACUUCAAGACUAGGAAAGAGGCCUGCUGGGCCAUCUCAAACGCCACAUCAGGUGGUCUCCAGAAGCCUGCUCAGAUCCGCUACCUUGUACAGAGCGGCUGCAUCAAGCCCCUUUGCGACCUGCUGGUCUGCCCCGACAACAAGAUUAUCCAGGUUGCUCUUGACGGUCUUGAGAACAUUCUCAAGGUCGGUGAUAUGGACAAGGAGGCUGGUCAGGACGGAGCUGGCGGCGAGCCCAUCAACCGCUACGCUCUGUUCAUCGAGGAGGUUGGCGGCAUGGAGAAGAUCCACGAGUGCCAGAACAACGCCAACGAGGAGAUCUACAUGAAGGCAUACAACAUCAUCGAGAAGUACUUCUCCGACGAGGAGGGUGAUGCCGAGAACAUGGGCGAGACCGGACCUCAGGUCAACCAGGAAGGUCACUUCGGCUUCGGCGCAGGCAACACCCAGCAACAGCAACAGAACUUCAACUUUGCCAACGGUGGAGACUCGAUGGAUAUGUAAAAAUCUUGCGCCAAAAAAAAAGUCCUUCCCCGCCGAUUCCUCGUUGCAAUGCUGCAACGGCCCCCUCCCCGCGACACAGACGCAUCCGCCAAGCCUCCUGAUCCGAGGAGGCAGUGUUCAUUGUUUGGCUCGACAUCGAUUUCUGGACAUACUUCCCCCAUCCUGCGCAGCAAGACCCAAGCUUUCCUUCGCAAUACCCCCAUCAAUUCCCCUUGGCUACUUUGUUUCGGCCGCCCCAUUUCCACGACUCUACGCAGCAUGAAAGAUACACCGUCUUGUAAUCCCCCAAUGUUAUUAACCGCAUCAUAUCCCUGGCGUUGAGUGGUUGGCCUACUGCUUUGUGUUCUCUUUGAACAGCGGAAGUGUAGGACUGGGUCAGGUUGGGCAGGCAGUCUGCUCUGGGCGGAUUAGGAGCUCAAACAGCUGGGUGCACGAGCGUCAAGAACGCGCCAAACAAACCAUCUGUAUCAGCCAUGCCAUAUAGCUGAAUGUAUAGCCGUGCAAUCGGCACAUUAGAA